Molecule: messenger RNA, 5076 nt
Organism: Tuber aestivum (summer truffle)
Lineage: Eukaryota; Fungi; Ascomycota; Pezizomycetes; Pezizales; Tuberaceae
Source: the annotation of a GenBank genome assembly
GUAUUGAUCGUGAAGCCACCAGCGGCUUCAUCUUAGCCAACGCCAUGGAUCCAUUCAGCAUCGCGUCAGGUACGAUGGGGAUUCUUGGUGUUUCUGCCCAGAUCCUGAAGCUUUGUUACUCGAUCUACGAUUAUUACGGGGGUGUGAAAAAUGCCCCGCAAGCCAUGAGAGCUCUCAUGAAAGAGCUCGAAGCACUCGAUCCAGUUCUCUACCAGUUACGAGUUCUUGCGCUAAGGUCGCAGACUAUCCCGUUACUCCAGGAAUUCUCGAAGCAGGGGGGUGUCAUCGAGAUGUGUCAGGGCGAGCUUCAAGCACUGGCAGAUGAACUACAAAAGAGGAUUGAAGCGAGAGGGUUCCACGGGAAGAUUGGAAGGCUUACAUGGCCCUUGUCUGAGGCUGAGACAACCAAACACCUCCUUGGAAUCCAGAGGAUGAAGAGUACAAUUUUAUUGGGUCUUCAGGCUGAUAGCUUGUAAGUCGACGGAAAUGCCAAUGCUCUUCAGCAGAAAUAUCUUGUGCGGAUGGGCACCGGCGCAUCCUUGGCAAGGGCUGCAUCAAUGCGGUUUCGCUCCAUACCGGUUCGUGCCAAAUGAUUUAGAAACACUUUCUAACACGCUGUUAAAGGAGUGCAUCACACGAAAUUCUUCAAUUGGCGCAGAACAUAGAUUCCAACCUUUCACAAUUAUCCAAUACUACCGAAGAAAUAACCGAUUCGCUGGAAUUCCGUAGAGCUGGUAAGAGGGUACUGAUCUGUCAUGGCAAAAUUGCAGCUAACUAAUCAUGACGGCUCAGAAAAAAAGCGUCGGGAGGUCCUUAAAUGGGUUCACUCGGACGACUUCAAGGAAAAACACCAACUAAUACAAGAAAACAGACAAGAGGGGACAGGAGAAUGGCUAUUGAGAAGUGAAGAGUUUAUUAACUGGCAAAAGGGUGCACCUUCCCGGAUACUUCUCGGAUUAGGAAUAGGUAAGAUAAGCUGUCACCGGGAUCAUUCAUUUUAACUGACAAAGCGCCUUGUAACAAUUAGCCGGAGCCGGAAAAACUUUCUUAAGGUCCUCCCGGUAUCCCCAGGUUUCGGUGUUCUAUAGCUAAUGAAUUCCCUAAAAGUUCACGGGUGGUUGACCAUCUAGAAGAUGUUACCGAAAGUGGCGUAGCCUACAUAUAUUUUAACUAUCAAGACCAACAAAGUCCUGCUCGUAUAAUGGCCAGCAUAGCAAAACAACUCAUGUGCAAGUUGCCGUCAACGACUCCCUUGCCCGAAAUUGCCAAUGACCUACACAGCAAGCUCGCUCCUGAUAAGAAAGCUUCUUUAGAACAACUACGCAGCGUGCUGAGUGGUGUGGUCAGUCUUUUCCCCAGCAUCUUCCUCGUUUUCGAUGCUGUAGACGAAUGUGAGGAAGACCUUCGAACACAGAUUCUCUCUUUGCUCCUAUGGAUAGAAACCCUGAGCGAGAAAGUGUUCUUGUUCAUUACAAGUCGGCCGCUGGCGGAUCUCAAAAAUAUACUGAUAGACGCUGUUGAAGUGAAACUCUCAGCUCAUCCGGAGGACAUAAGCACAUAUCUCGAGGCAAGAAUUGAACAAACCAGACCGCUAAGGCCAACAAAACAAAUCCCACUAAUGGUGCGAUACAAAGACAAGAUAAUUCCCGAAAUUAGAAAUAGUGCGGGAGAAAUGUGUGCAGAUUCUCCAACCCUUCUGUCCGAUGCACUUUGUUGACUGCCACGUUCAGGUUUCUACUUGCCAAGUUCCAUUUCGACUUCCUCAGCCAGAAGAUCAAUGCGAGAAAACUCCUGGACGCCAUAGAGACCUUGAAAAAUCCCUCAAGUAGGGUUAAUGCCCUGGAGCAAUGCUACAAAAGAGUCGUGGACGGUAUCAGAGCGCGAGACGAGAACGGCGGCCUUGCCUUGGACGUGCUCGCCCUGCUCUCCCGCGCCACAACUCCCCUUCGUAUCAACGAGCUGCAGGAUGCCCUGGCAGUGAUUCCUGGGGAACUAGAGCUCGAUCCCCUGAACGUUACGAGCGCGGAAACGCUGGUCGAUAUAUGCGGGGGCCUGGUCGAGAUCGAUCACCACAGCAACACAAUUGGACUAGCGCACUACACGAUCAAGCAAUACCUCGUCGACGAGAAAGCAUCACCCAUUCUGAAAGAGGCGAAUAUGAGAGCUGCCAUCUUUUGUCUCGCGUAUUUAUCACUUUCCCACAUCCCGGGCGAUACGUGGAAGCUGAAAAGUUCGGUUUGGCUUCGCAAGCCUUUCGCCUUUCUGCGCUACGCUGUGUCCAAUGUUUCGUACCAUUUGCGCUGCAACGCGCCGGACGAGCAACUGACCACGAUGACUCUCCAAUUCCUAAAGAGCCGGAAGUCUUUGGCGAUGUACGUUGAAGUCAUAUCAUGGAUUACCACCGGCCAUGGGAUUCCGGGAGGAAUCACUCCACUAUGCGUGGGGUCAAUGAUUGGAUAUCUACCAGUUGUGGAAGCUUUACUCAAUGAAAGAGAUGGAGAACUAUCAGAAGAGGAUAAGAUGCACUCUACUGAAGUGCAUUGGGCGGCUUAUGGAGGAAGAUCGGAGGUAGUUCAGUUGUUGCUAGACCGUGGAGCAUAUCAUUCUUCAAUGGAUUUCUUAGGACGAACUCCGGGAUCCAUUGCGGCCCGUGCCGGACAUGUGAAGGUAUUACGUUGUCUACUGGACAAUGGAGCAACUCUAUUAGAGCGGGACAAAAAAGGCAAGAUUCCGUUGCACUUCGCUGCGGAAAGUGGGCAUUCGGAUGCGGUCGAAUUACUACUUGAAAGAGGGAUGGACCUUGGGCUCGCGGACCACCGUGGAUUGACAGCGAUGAAUUACGCGGUUUCUUCCAGAAACGCAACCGUUGUCAGAAUGCUCCUUGACAGAGGUGCGAGGAGCAGUGGAAUCGUUGAGGAUAAUGAGAGCGAUCUUGGGUUCCACAAGUUACUCCCUUUGUUCUUAGUUAGAGAGGAAUACAGUACCGGAGUGAUAACUAGCGGAAUGGAAACGGCACUUCAUCUAGCAGCAAAACAUAAUUACCCAGAACUCGGCCAUCAAUUUCUCCAAGCAGGGCAAGAUCCCUCUAUCACCGACAUAAAUGGGGCAACUCCCCUGCACUGGGCAGCCCUGCACCGGAGUAGAGAGUUGGCGGAAGCCCUACUUCUCAAAGGAGCCGAUGUAUCUGCCGCUGAUAAGUGUGGAGAAACUCCAUUACAUUGGGCUAUCACAAAACGGUCAAGUCGUGGAUACAACAACUUUUCUUCUCUCCUCCGGAUAAUCGAGCUGCCAGGACAAGAUCCUGCAGCCAUUAUUUCUUUGCUACUCGAGAGCGGGGCACAUAUUUCCUCUCGAGAUACCCAGGGAAUGACACCCAUGCACAAAGCAGCCUUCAGAGGAGACACCGACAUUGUCCGCAUUUUGGUGCGUGAAGGCGCAGACCUGACCACGGGGGACAAGGAAGGGCGAACACCACUACAUACGGCAAUUCGUCAACACAAUCUCCCAACCUCCCGCAUCCUAAUCGAUGCAGGAGCAGACCUCUCCAUCCCUGAUGCUGAUGGGCUAACGCCUCUGCACGUCGCACUCUGCAAGGGGAAAAUCGAAAUAAGCCGAGCCCUGAUCCAGAAAGGGGCGAGUAUUUCCGGUCAUGUGCGGGACAACAAGGGCCGCACACCACUGCUUAUGGCUGCCCGGUGGAACUGCCCCGAUAUUAUUCAUUUUCUGAUCGACGGGGGAUGCGACGUUUCCGCCCCAGACAAUCUGGGGAACACGCCGCUGCACGUCACCACCGAUGCGCGAAUUGCCGGGAUCCUGAUGGACAGGGGAGCCGGGGUUUCUACGUUAAAUAAUAUGCGGCAGAUGCCUCUGCAUACGGCGCUUGAUAGGAAAGACACUGUUGUCGCUAAAUUCCUGAUUGAGAGGGGCGAGGCAGGUAUUUUUGUUCAGGACAACAUGGGACAGACACCUCUACAUGUUGCAGUCAAGAGAGACCUCUCAGAGGUUGCCUACACCCUGAUUAAGAAAGGAGCAGACACCUUUGUACUGGACGCCGAAGGCAGAACAGCACUACACCUCGCGGUGAAUGCGGAGAAUACCGAGAUCGCCCGCGCUCUUAUCAGCAACGGAUCCGGUGUCUCCGCCCAGGACAAGAUAGGCCAAACACCACUGCAUUUGGCCAUCGAUAGAAGGUGCCGUGAAAUCGCCCACCUGCUCCUGGAGAAAUGCACCGACAUCACAAUCCAAGACAACAUGGGCCGCUCACCACUGCACUUGGCGGCCGGGCGGGAAAUGGCCGAUAUAUUUCACGCCCUAGUAGAAAAGGGUGCAGACUUCUCGCUCCAAAAUAACAAGGGCCAAACACCCCUCCACAUGGCCGUUAGAAGUGAUAACAUUGAGAUCGCUCGCACUCUCAUCGAUAAGGGAUCGGACAUCACCCACCGAGACACAGACGGGCGAACACCACUCCAGGUCGCAGUCUGGUGGAAUAAUAUUGAGUCUGCGCGCUUGUUGAUCGAAAAGGGCGCCGACGUUUGCACACGUAAUAAUGCAGGACGGACACCGCUUCACCACCUGGUGGACAUGAGCGGGCCUACAAGUGAAUUUGAGCUGGAUGGGUCAACGGAAGAGACACUCGUACUCCUAAUAAAAAGCGGCGCAGAUGUAUCCGCCGCUGACAAUCUAGGUUGGACGCCAUUGCAUGUUGCGGCUGGUGGAGGCAGGAAGCAUGACGUCGAGUUGCUACUGCGGCUGGGGGCAGAUGUGUCGAGCCUUGAUAACGAUCGGCAGACUCCGCUAAAUGUGGCUAGAAAGGGGAGUGCCGAGAGCGUGGGGUUUGAUAGACACAAGUAUAUUGUGAAGAUUUUGGAGGACGAGCUAUGGAGGAGGAGGAGGAAAGGGGAGGCGUAAGGAUUGUGUGGGCAAUGUUGGUGGGGAGGUGAAGACUGCCGCAUAGUGCAAGGGAGGCGUAAGGAGCUCUUCCGCUGGUGGCUACAGGUUAUGGUGAAUUGUAGUUUUGGUUAACCAGAGAACCCUACGAUUACUAGCAGCAGAUGAAUAUAUCCUCCUAUUAUCUUG